CUAUGAGAAGAACUCUUCCUGGAAGUGAUGUCAAGGGAAACAAUGCGCGUUCAACCAGUUUGUUUCACCAGGAAAUACUCUUGAAGUCAGACGUCUGACUCAACACAACUGGAGUAGAAGUGGAUUUACUCUCUGAUCAGAUUGGAGGUGUUGUUUCCCAAUCAGAAGCAUCACACAGCCAAGAUGAAAUUAAAAGUGAAGGCCCUCAUUGUCCUGCUGUGUGUGACUACUAUCUAUGUGUCUUGGAGAGGAUAUAAGUCAUUCUCCCUGCCUCAGGACGAAAGACUCUGUGCAUGUGAGCGAUGUUUAUCUGAAGAUGAUCUGUGGUUUAUUAAGCAUUUCAACAAAUCUGUUGAACCAUUUUUGUCAGCAAACUACAAUCUCUCAGAGGACGUUUUCAACUGGUGGAAGGGUUUACAGGGUGAAAAGGGCAACUUGAGUACCUUCAGAGAAACAUUGGACAGGCUGUUUCUGCUGGUCCCACCCAGUCCAGAUGUUCUAGAAUCCAGUCCUGACCACUGCAGGACUUGUGCUGUGGUGGGGAAUUCUGGUAAUUUGAGGAGAUCACAUUAUGGACCUCUCAUUGAUUUCCAUGAUGUCAUUAUAAGAAUAAACGAGGGUCAGACCAAAGGCUUUGAAGCAGAUGUUGGGACCAGAACAACUCAUCGUAUCAUGUAUCCAGAGAGUUCUGUGGAUAGUUUAGAUAACACCACUCAUCUUGUGCUGGCUCCAUUUAAUACGGUUGAUUUUGACUGGCUCAAUGGGGCCCUCACCACAGGAUUUAAAGCAAUGCCAGAAUGGAUAGUAAGAAGAAAGAUCAAAGCUAACAAGGAUUUAGUGAUGAUCCUUAAUCCAGCUUUCAUGAAGUAUGUUCAUGACAUGUGGCUGGAAAAUAAAGGUUAUUACCCCUCCACUGGCUUUCUGGCUUUGGUUCUUGCCCUUCAUAUCUGUGACGAGGUCAGUGUGUUUGGUUAUGGAGCAGACAGUGAUGGAAACUGGAGUCAUUACUGGGAAAAACUCAUGAACAAAAAGUUAAAAACUGGAGCACAUCCUGGAGAUACCGAGUAUAGAACGAUCCAGGAGCUAGAUAAGCAACAGAAACUCAAGUUUUAUACAGGGUUCUGAUGUUUCUCAACAUUUAAAGGAAGGUUAGUAGUAUGUAAUGCCAAAUGCCACUUCUGAAGGAUUAUUUGCAUGCAUUACUGACAAGUAGAGACACUAUGUGUUUACAUACAUGUAUAUACUCACAUAUAAAGCCAACUAUAGAAUGCACAAGUUAUGAAUGUGAAAAGUAAUUGCAGUCAUAAUUAAAGUCAUGGAUAAAAAUCUGUGUCAAAACACCUUGUGAAUAGGAAAGGAAAUGGCGAAGUAUACAGUGACUUGCGAAAGUAUUCGGCCCCCUUGAACGUUUCGACCUUUUGCCACAUUU
Messenger RNA from Perca fluviatilis (European perch), 1429 nucleotides. Its product is annotated as CMP-N-acetylneuraminate-beta-galactosamide-alpha-2,3-sialyltransferase 1-like. The record is from RefSeq and is a predicted model, not a curated record. The transcript is spliced from 7 exons. Gene Ontology annotation, molecular function: beta-galactoside (CMP) alpha-2,3-sialyltransferase activity. Lineage: Eukaryota; Metazoa; Chordata; Actinopteri; Perciformes; Percidae. The coding region runs from base 184 to 1125 and encodes 313 amino acids.